Messenger RNA from Macrosiphum euphorbiae (potato aphid), 645 nucleotides. NCBI's taxonomy places the organism in Eukaryota, Metazoa, Arthropoda, Insecta, Hemiptera, Aphididae. The record is from the annotation of a GenBank genome assembly.
AUGCCCGUUGAUUCAAUGCACAGCAGAAUUGAAAAUCAGAAAAAACGUGCUUUAAAAAGCGGACCUGUAUACAUCCCAGCACAAUGGGUGUCAAUAAUAAAAUUAGCAAAAAAAAAUGGAAAGCCUUAUUCAACAACAGAGAUGAACACAAAGGAUUUUUUAGAUCUUACAAGGUUAUGUAACGACAUGGGUAACAAUUAUUCUUUUAAUGAAGAUGGUGAUAAAAUUUUAAUGGGGGAUAUUGUGGCUAUUAAUUUCAAAAAAAAUAACCCUUUCAAAAUUUACUACAAAACAGAUUUUUCCCAAAAUGAGUAUAAGACUAUAGACAUAAGAAGUCAUGGCAAAAGAAAUCAGUCUUAUCCAGAACAAAAUGAUAUUAAAAUAAAAUGUGCCUAUGAUUCUCCUCCAAAACUUUCGUUAGCUAAAAAAGAAGAUCUUCUUUCAUUAUGCCACUCUAACUUGAUACCUGAACAGUAUCAUCACUUUUUCGAAAGUUUAUUGACAGACCAACAACAACAACAACACAACGAGUCAAUGAUAACCCCACAAACGGCUAAGCAACCAGUAAAUAGUAAGACUACGAAAAAGAAAACUACAAAGAAGACUGAGAAAAAAACAGAAGACAGAAGACCAAAAAAGUUUUAG